AUGUUGCCGAGAUGGAGCAGAGCUAUAACUCAGCUGUAUAGAGUUGGAUCACAGAGGAAAAUGGAAUUUAAGACAGAUUUAUAUGUUUUUUCAUCCCGAAGCUAUUCCAAAGUUGCCGCCGCCGAGGUGCCGACUCCGACCGAUCAUAGUGAAAAAAUCUAUGCUAGUGAAAAACAGGAGGUGAAUAUGAAUAAGAUGUUCUGGUCCAAGCCCUGUACAUUGGCUUUAGCCCCUGAUUCCAAACUAAGAGUUGAAGAGCCAAAGUAUGACGGCAUCAAGCGGAUAAUCCUCACAAUGAUGCUGUUUUAUAGUAAACAAAGCAAGUCCAUUCGGGGGGCAAAUGUGAUUUACCGCCGUGUGAUUUCUCAAGUUGAUAAACCUGCUACCUAUGAUGUAUUUAGCUUGGAGAAAACCUUUAAAACAACAUUCUCUUUGCUUGUACUGCAUAUGUGGCUUUGCUUACGGCGUUUGAAAGAAGAGGGAAAGGAUGGUGUUGAGUUGGGGCAGUACUUGUAUGAGAUUUACAAUCAUGAUUUAGAGCUGAGAGUUUCCAAGGCCGGGGUUAACUUACUGUUAAGCAGAUGGAUGAAAGACUUGGAAAAGAUAUUUUACGGAAAUAUUGUUGCUUAUGAUGCUGCCAUGGUUCCAGAAGUUAAACAGGAGGAGUUGCAAAAUGUUAUAUGGAGGAAUGUCUUCUCUGAGGACAGUUCGUUGAAACCAACUGGUACUGCCUUGCAUGCAGUCCAGGCAAUGUCGAGGUAUGUUCGGCGGGAAUGUAGUUGCAUGUCCUUAACAGACAAAGAAGCUAUAUUUUCCGGCAAUUUCAUGUUCACCUCAUUGGAGAAGCCGACGUCUAAUCGAUGA
Ilex paraguariensis (yerba mate) is the source of this 864-nucleotide messenger RNA. The record is from the annotation of a GenBank genome assembly. NCBI's taxonomy places the organism in Eukaryota, Viridiplantae, Streptophyta, Magnoliopsida, Aquifoliales, Aquifoliaceae.